CUGUUUGUUUGGUUACUUAUGCCACUGAAGGAUCAGUCAAACUCCACCGCCAUGAAGCCAGCAGUGGAUGAGAUGUUUCCAGAAGGCGCCGGGCCGUACGUGGAUCUGGAUGAGGCUGGCGGAAGCACAGGAUUGCUGAUGGACUUAGCUGCCAAUGAAAAAGCUGUCCAUGCAGACUUCUUCAAUGAUUUUGAAGACCUCUUUGAUGAUGAUGACAUCCAGUGAUCAAGAGUAACGGGAUGGAUGAUUUAUUUAUUUUGUCUUUUUGUUUGUGCCAGUGCUUCUAAAGAG
Thalassophryne amazonica is the source of this 291-nucleotide messenger RNA. It is a transcript of the gene cops9, whose product is annotated as COP9 signalosome subunit 9. Gene Ontology annotation, biological process: negative regulation of protein neddylation. Bases 19 to 225 code for a protein of 68 amino acids. The record is from RefSeq and is a predicted model, not a curated record. The transcript has 4 exons. Lineage: Eukaryota; Metazoa; Chordata; Actinopteri; Batrachoidiformes; Batrachoididae.